Molecule: messenger RNA, 948 nt
Organism: Ilex paraguariensis (yerba mate)
Lineage: Eukaryota; Viridiplantae; Streptophyta; Magnoliopsida; Aquifoliales; Aquifoliaceae
Source: the annotation of a GenBank genome assembly
AUGAAGAGAAAUCAAGCAAGACUGAAUACUGGGAAAACCAUACCUAUCCUUGGUAUGGGCACUUAUUCCUAUGAAAAUGAUAGAGAGACUACUGAACGAGCAGUACAUAUGGCUCUACAGAUGGGUUACAGGCAUUUUGAUACAGCAAAAGUAUAUGGUUCUGAGCCUGCCGUGGGAAAGGCUUUAACAGAAGCAAUUGGUGCUCGUGUGGUUGAAAGAGAAGACAUUUUUGUUACGUCAAAGCUGUGGGGAAGUGAUCACCAUGAUCCAGUUUCAGCUCUCAACCAAACUCUACAGACCCUUGGGAUGGAGUACAUUGACAUGUACUUGGUGCACUGGCCGGUCAAGUUGAAGCCUUGGGCUUGCUAUGCUGUGCCUAUGGAAGAUGAUUUUGAGCCACUGGACUUGGAGACCACAUGGUAUGGAAUGGAAAAAUGCAUGGAGCUGGGACUCUGUAGGGGCAUUGGUGUCAGCAAUUUCUCUUCCAGGAAGAUCGAAAAGCUAUUAGACUUUGCAUCAUUGGCCCCUGCUGUUAAUCAGGUGGAAAUGCAUCCAAUGUGGAGGCAAAGAAAUUUAAGGCAGUUCUGUGGGGACCACAGGAUCCAUGUAAGUGCAUAUUCACCACUUGGUGGGCCGGGAAAUUCAUGGGGAUCAACGGCUGUGGUGGAAGACCCCAUCAUCCAAUCCAUUGCUCUCAAACACAAAGCAACCCCUGCGCAGGUUGCUUUAAAAUGGGGAUUAACAAAGGGCGCUAGCGUGAUCGUGAAGAGCUUCAACCACGACAGGAUGAAGGAGAACAUGAGAGCCCAUAAACUGAGAUUGGACGACGGUGAUUUACUUGACAUUGAGCAGAUGGAGGAGAGGAAGAUAAUGAGAGGAGAAUUUCUUGUUAAUGAAACCACAAGUCCAUACCAGACCAUUCAAGAACUAUGGGAUGAUGAGAUCUGA